Effrenium voratum is the source of this 1087-nucleotide messenger RNA. The record is from the annotation of a GenBank genome assembly. Lineage: Eukaryota; Dinophyceae; Suessiales; Symbiodiniaceae.
GUGACCAAAAGUAAUCCUGCCACUCAUGAAUCCCGGCGCUGCCGCAUUCGUGCCCGGCAGUUAUGCUUACGCCUCCGAGCCCCAGCUGCCGACUGUGCAGAUCAUUUCGACGGAAGAGGAUCUUCACAAGCUCCUGUCGUGGCUUGGCCAUGAGAGCAUUAUCUCAGUGGACUUUGAGGGUGCCGACCUCUCCAAGGGUGCUUGGCGAAAUGGCGAGAAGUUGGGGUCGCACGUUGACCACGGCAGGAUUUGCUUGAUGCAGAUCGGUACUCGGCAAGGCUUUGCUGUGGCAGUGGACAUUAUGAUGCUGGGUGCUCGCGCCUUUGAGCUUGGCUUGGCUAUGAUCUUGGAAUCUGACCGGGUCGUGAAGGUGGUGCACGACUUUCGUCAGGAUGCUGACGCAUUAAAGCACCAAUACGGCAUUGAACCAAGGGGCAUCUUUGACUGCCAGCUCUGCAACGUCUUCUUGCGCCGACUGGACAACUUCAGGACGAACUAUGUGCUGGGCAGCUCGAAGCUGCUGAGCUCCUACAGAAUCCAGCAGGGUUCUGUGGCUGGCUACGGCGUGGUGACACAGGAGCAAAAGCAAAGGAUACAUACGCGCUUCUCGCAGGACCGACAUCUCUGGGAGCGGCGGCCACUGCCAGCGGACAUGGUGCAGUAUGCGGUGGAGGACGUGAAGCCCAUGCUGCAGCUUCAGCAAAUCAUGUUCCAGGAGUUGGUGCAGAAGCUGGGCAACCAGCAGGUCGCGUGGCAACUGAUGCUCGAGGGAUCCCAGGCCUACGCUGCUGACUUCCUGGAUCUGGAAUGCCGCUGUCGCCUGUGCUGUGAUGCCGCAGCCAACGCGCGAUUUGAUGGCUUCCGGCUGAAGCAGCGACUGCAGGCGGUGCCACCGCAACGACUUCCACCGCACCUACUGUCACGGGUCCUUGGGCGCGAGGAGGACCAAGAGCCCUUGACUGCGCCCGGGCCAAGCUGUUUCUACGUGAACAGCAUGGACGAGUCUGUGCCUUUGCCGAUUCAGUGAGCUGCACUGGGCACGACGUGAUUCAAAGUGUUUGAGUCCAGCGGGCAGCCAAAAGACGCU